UUUAACGGUAGGCGGGGACCGAGCCGCACGCGCUCCUCGCCGACGGCGGCUCAUCCCAAAACAAACCAUGGGGAGUCUCCAACUGUGCCCGCCGCUCCCGCCGAGCCUCCUCCGCCGUCGCCGACCGGCGGCCCCGCCCGCCACGGCGCCGCAGGCUCGGUGCGCGCUGAGCAAGCACGGCCAGCGGCUGCUCCGCAGCCUCUCGCCGCCCGGGGACGCCGCGGCGGCGGACAGGCUGAUGAGGAAGUUCGUUGCGAGCUCGCCCAAGUCCGCCUCGCUCGACGCGCUCUCCCACCUCCUCCCGCAUCCCCACCUCUCCUCUCUCGCUCUCCCUUUCUAUGCGAAGAUCCGGGAAGCGCCGUGGUUCAGGUGGAACGCCAAGCUAGCCGCGGACCUCAUCGCCUCGCUCGAGAAGCAAGGACUGACCGCGGAAUCGGAGAGCCUCGCCGCCGAAGCGAUCGCCAGGCUAGGGCAAAGGGACAGAGACGUUGCGCUUCUGUACUGCCAUCUGAUCGAUUCCCUCGUCGAAUUGAAAUCCGAGACGGGGUUUGAUACCUACCUCACUCGAUUGAAGCACAUCGUGGAUGGUUCCUCCUCGGCUUAUGUGAAACGCAGAGGUUACGGGUCGAUGAUCAGAGGCUUGAGCGAGAUGGGACGGCCGGGGGAGGCGGAGAGCUUGAUGGAUGAGAUGAGAUUGAAAGGGACUGAACUAUCUAAUUUUGAGGUGAAUGCUGUGGUGUACGGAUACGGCAAGCUCGGGAUGUUCGAUGAUAUGAUCAGAAACAUAGACAAGAUGGACGCGCAAGGAUUCGAGAUCGACACGGUUUGUGCCAACAUGGUCCUCUCGUCUUACGGGAAUAGCCGUGACCUCUCCCAAAUGCUGUCCUGGCUUCGCAGGAUGAAGGCGACGGCGAUUCCCUUCUCAAUCAGGACUUACAACACGGUGUUGAACUCCUGUCCGACGAUCAUGUCGCUGCUGCGAGAUCCGUCCGGUUUCCCGCUCUCGCUCGAGGAGCUGAUUGGGGCUUUGGACAGCGAAGAAGGUGCGCUGGUUAAGGAACUGGUUGACUCGCCGGUUCUGAGCAAGGCGAUGGAGUGGGAUCCUUCGGAGGCGAAGUUGGAUCUGCACGGGAUGCACCUGGGCUCUGCUUAUCUGAUCAUGUUGCAGUGGACGGAAGAGAUGCGAUGCAGGCUCAACGGCGGAGAAUAUGUGAUCCCAGCAGAGGUCACAGUGGUUUGUGGGUCAGGGAAACAUAGUGCCGUCAGAGGGGAAUCACCGGUGAAGCAGAUGGUCAAAGCAAUGCUCGGCCGGCUGGGAAGUCCAAUGAGGAUCGAUCGGAAGAACGUCGGCUGUUUUGUCGCCAAGGGAAGAGUUCUGAACAACUGGUUAUGUACGGAUUCAGGUGGAGGAGCUUCUUACAUGUCAAUGUCAUCGAUGGAUAGAAACAGCAGUAGAGUAGAACACGCGGUGUAGAAUGUCAAAGAAGUAACCUUAAGUCAUCAGGAAGAAUCGAGGAAAAUUGCGAGGAUGGAAAGUCCUCCUUUUGACUUAGCAUGCGACAUGAAUGUGCCCGCCAACCGCAUGUGCCCUUACAAUUACGGCUGUGAUCAUGGAAACAUCCUGCUCGUGCGCUCGAGGUCAAUCACAGCAUGAUAGUGUCUACUGUAUUUUUGCUAUAUGAGAUUAUUGACAUGCAAGGAUUUGUAGAGGCAUGUUGGGAGGCUAUAGAGAGCGAGCGAACUUGCACA
Molecule: messenger RNA, 1749 nt
Organism: Eucalyptus grandis
Lineage: Eukaryota; Viridiplantae; Streptophyta; Magnoliopsida; Myrtales; Myrtaceae
Product: pentatricopeptide repeat-containing protein At2g17033
Molecular function (GO): protein binding
Source: RefSeq, a predicted model, not a curated record